AGGCUAACCCUAACAAAAGAACACACUGCUUUCAAUAAAUGCUUUGUAUCUAUCGAUCUUCUUAGCUCGAGAAUUAAUGGCGGAAUUCGACAGAAAAGUCCGCACAUACUGUUCCAUAAAUCCUUCCGCCAUUGCUACAAAUCCACACUUCAUUCCUUAAUUAACUUAUAUAUAUAUAUAUAUAUAUUCAUACUCCAUAGAUCGGUAAUCAUGUCAUGCUUAUGCAGUUUCCGCAGACUUUUUCAGUUAGGUUUUCUUUCCCCAAAUUUUGGCAUCUCAGAUGAAAGGAAGAACCGCCGACUUGAUGCGCAUUCAAUCGCCAUGAAUUAGCAGAAUCGUUUGGGGGGAGAUUCGGAAGAAUUUUGCAUUUGUUGAAGAAUCGUUUUGGUUUGGAUUUGGACUCAUGUUGUGCUUGUGUUCUUCGAUUUCUGGUUGAACAUGAAUUUGAACAGAUCUCUUCUCAUUUCCUCCAAAUUCCUCCACAUAAUCUGCCGGAAUCUUUAGCACAGAAAUCAGGCGAGAUCCGCCGGCGAUUUCAUCCUCCACCAGUCCGAUUGAUUUCGCCGCUCGAUGAAACGCACUCUCCGCCCAAUCUCCAGCAUUCUGCUGCUCCUGGUCAUCGUCGGCACUCUCAGCGUCAGAGUCCUCCUGUAUCGGACUGGAUCCUUCCUGUCCGAAGCGGUGGUUUUUCAGCCCCCUCCGAAGCCGGUUUUCAACGAAACUCUUCUGAAACUCGCUUCCACCGACAUUGCCGAGCCGAAAUUGAAGCAGGAGAUCGAGGAAUUGUUGGAAGGUAAUUUCCGCAGCCGUGGCCGGCAGAGGUCGUUCCUGUCUUCUGGAAAGUACCAUAUCGAUGCUAGAGUUAGGUCAGCCAGGGGAUUUCCGUUGCAGCUCCGGUCGCCGGAGUUUUACCGGCUGUGGUUGAGCUUCCGCAGGUUUUUAGGCGAUUGGUGGAGGAAACGACGGUUGUUCUCUCCCGAUUUAAUGUCAGAUUUAGUGAGUACAGUCAAGGCUUCCGCCAUAGACAAACACUAUGGGAAGAACAACAACAACAACAAGGAAUCAAUGGGGAAGAAAUACAAGAGCUGUGCAGUGGUAGGUAACAGUGGAAUUCUAUUGAAAACCGAUCACGGCAAUCUGAUCGACAGCCACGACGCCGUGAUCCGAUUGAACAAUGCUCGAACAUCAAGCUUCAAGAGCAAUGUCGGAUUGAAAACCACCAUCUCCUUCGUCAACAGCAACAUCCUGCAUUUGUGCGCCCGUCGCGAGGGCUGUUUCUGCCAUCCCUACGGCAGCCAUGUCCCGAUCAUCAUGUACAUAUGCCAGCCGGUCCAUUUCUUCGAUUAUUUGGUGUGCAAUUCCUCCCAUAAGGCUCCAUUGAUCGUCACGGAUCCACGCUUCGACGUCCUGUGUGCAAGAAUCGUAAAGUACUACUCGCUUAAACGUUUCGUGAAGAUCACAGCGAAGGAUGUGGCCGAAUGGGGGGCUGCUCAUGAAGGCUCCAAUUUCCAUUACUCGUCCGGGAUGCAGGCUGUGAUGCUCGCCGUCGGAAUUUGCCAGAAGGUGAGUAUUUUCGGAUUCGGGAAGGCUGAAACGGCUAAGCAUCACUACCAUACUAGCCAGAAGGCCGAGCUUCCACUCCAUGAUUAUGAAGCAGAGUAUGAACUCUACAAGGAUUUGAUGGAGAGGCCUCACGCAAUCCCCUUCAUCUCAGAUAAGUUCAAAUUCCCUCCUGUUGUUAUGUACCAUUGAUAAUUCUGAAAUUUGAUUUCUGUUCUUGUUAGUUAGAAGUAUCUUGUCCAUUUUUGAAAUGAUUCGAUGCCACUGAUAUUUCGAUUGGCCUCCAUGGAUAGUGUUCUUUGUCUCUUUGUGCUGUUAGGUUCCUUUCACUCUCAAGUGUAAAGUUCAGUGAAAAGGGAUCAUUUUUCGAUUUGCA
Messenger RNA from Andrographis paniculata, 1936 nucleotides. Its product is annotated as beta-1,6-galactosyltransferase GALT29A. The coding region runs from base 571 to 1752 and encodes 393 amino acids. The record is from RefSeq and is a predicted model, not a curated record. The transcript has a single exon. Gene Ontology annotation, molecular function: sialyltransferase activity. NCBI's taxonomy places the organism in Eukaryota, Viridiplantae, Streptophyta, Magnoliopsida, Lamiales, Acanthaceae.